Molecule: messenger RNA, 2393 nt
Organism: Episyrphus balteatus (marmalade hoverfly)
Lineage: Eukaryota; Metazoa; Arthropoda; Insecta; Diptera; Syrphidae
Gene: CPSF2
Product: probable cleavage and polyadenylation specificity factor subunit 2
Exons: 2
Coding region: 101-2329 (742 amino acids)
Biological process (GO): mRNA 3'-end processing by stem-loop binding and cleavage
Cellular component (GO): mRNA cleavage and polyadenylation specificity factor complex
Molecular function (GO): RNA binding
Source: RefSeq, a predicted model, not a curated record
GAACACGCCUACUACUGGUUUGACAUUUUGUUUUGACAGAAGAAAAAAAUUUGUUUAAAAAAAGUUGAAAUUUUGUGCUGGCGAUUCUUCAAAUUCAACAAUGACAUCAAUCAUCAAACUCCACACCCUCUCCGGUGCCAUGGACGAAUCACCACCAUGUUACUUACUCCAAAUCGACGAUGUCCGUAUCCUCUUGGAUUGUGGCUGGGAUGAAAAAUUCAAUCCCAAUUUUGCCAAUGAAUUGAAAAAACAUGUAAAUAAUAUCGAUGCCGUUCUACUAUCACAUCCUGACAAUAUUCAUUUAGGUGCAUUGCCAUAUUUAGUUGGCAAACUCGGACUAAAUUGUCCAAUUUACGCUACAAUCCCAGUUUUUAAAAUGGGUCAAAUGUUUAUGUAUGAUUUAUACAUGUCCCACUAUAACAUGUAUGAUUUUGAUUUAUUUUCAUUGGACGAUGUUGAUGCAGCUUUUGAUAAAAUCAUACAACUUAAAUAUAAUCAAACUGUCCCGUUGAAAGGCAAAGGUUACGGGAUUGUCAUUUGUCCAAUUCAAGCUGGUCACAUGGUUGGCGGGACAAUUUGGAAGAUUUUAAAAGAUGGCGAAGAAGAUAUUGUCUAUGCUAUUGAUUAUAAUCAUAAAAAAGAAAGGCAUUUGAAUAGUUGUGAGUUGGGAAGGUUACAAAGACCUUCGCUACUUAUUACAGAUGCUUUUAAUGCCAACUAUCAGCAGGCUCGAAGACGAGCUAGAGAUGAAAAACUUAUGACAAAUAUCUUACAAACUGUAAGAAAUAAUGGCAAUGUCUUAAUUGCCGCUGAUACUGCUGGCAGGGUUCUUGAACUUGCCCAUAUGCUUGAUCAGCUGUGGAAGAAUAAAGAAUCUGGUUUAAUGGCAUAUUCUUUGGCUCUUUUAAACAAUGUCUGUUACAAUGUCAUUGAAUUUGCUAAAUCCCAAAUUGAAUGGAUGAGUGAUAAACUCAUGAAAUCAUUCGAGGGAGCUAGGAAUAAUCCAUUCCAAUUUAAACAUAUGAAAUUUUGUCAUAAUAUUAAUGAUCUGGCAAAGAUGCAUAGUCCAAAAGUUGUCCUGGCAAGUACACCAGAUAUGGAGAGUGGAUUUGCCAGGGAACUCUUCCUAACUUGGGCACAAAAUCCAAAUAAUAGUAUUAUAUUGACUUCAAGGUCAUCUCCAGAUACUUUGGCAAGAGAUUUGCUGGAGAAUGGAGGAAAUGGAAGGACUAUUGAAGUGGAUAUCCGAAAACGGGUGGAACUUCAAGGUAAUGAACUUGAGGAGUACAUGAGAUCUCAGAGUGAGAAAAUGACUAACCUCAUUGAAGUUCAAAAAGAUGAUAAAUAUAGCUCAGAGUCUGAAGAUGAGAUAGAAAUUAGCGUCAUUACAGGAAGACAUGAUAUUGUCCUCCGACCGGGAAGCAAACAACAUAUUGGAUUUUUUAAAUCCAAUAAAAAGCAUCAUGUGAUGUAUCCAUAUUCUGAGGGGAAGAUAAAAGGUGAUGAAUAUGGGGAAAUUAUUAACUUAGAAGAUUAUCGAAUUGCUGAUAAUAAUAUGGAUGUUUGCCCUGAGGUUCCAUCCAAAGAGAAUAUCAAAGAUGAAAAAGAGAAAGAAGAAAUCAAACUACAAGAGAAUCCAACAAAAUGUUUGAGUAGUCGAAAGACUAUUGAAAUAAAUGCUCAAAUUCAGUUUAUUGACUUUGAGGGAAGAUCUGAUGGAGAAUCGAUGUUGAAGAUAUUGUCGCAAUUGCGUCCGCGUCGAGUUGUGGUUGUUAGAGGUCAACCAACAGCGAUAGAGGUUUUGGCUAAACAUUGUCAUCAAAAUAUAAAUGCCAAGGUAUUCACCCCAGAAAAAGGUGAAGUCAUUGAUGUGACAUCAGAGAGACAUAUUUAUCAAAUUCGUCUAACAGAAGGUUUAGUUUCGCAAUUACAAUUCCAAAAAUGUAAAUCAGCUGAAGUUGCUUGGAUAGAUUCGCAAAUAACUUUGCGUAAUAAACAAAUUGAUAGUUUACAAGAUGCCAAUGAGAAGAGGAAACAAUCGGAAUCACUUAAAAGUGAGAGAGGGAUUUAUAAUUUGCAACCAUUUGAUGUUGAUGAAAUACCAAUACAUAAGACUGUUUUGAUUAAUGAGUUGAGAUUGUCUGAUUUUAAACAACAUUUGAUGAAGAGUAAUAUUAAUUCGGAAUUUUCGGGCGGUGCACUAUGGUGUAAUAAUGGAACUUUGGCGUUGAGGAGAAUUGAUACGGGAAAAAUUACAUUUGAAGGAUGUCUAUCGGAUGAAUAUUAUAAAGUUAGAAAUGCUUUGUAUGAACAAUAUGCUAUUGUAUAAAAAUAUUUUUUAAUAUAAUUUUUUUUAUAAUAAAUUUUAAGUCUGACGAAGUUAAUUGGAUUUC